GGGAUCGGCGGCUCUCCGCGGUCGCGGUGCUGCACGGAAACCCUACGCGAGGUUUUUGCUCCAUCGCUCUCUGCCUGCAACCGAUUUACGACGGUUCUAAGUCUUUUUCCAGUGUAGCGGCGGGCGGCGGCGACAGCAGAGGACAUGGUGAGGCUGACGGCGGACUUGAUAUGGAAGAGUCCGCACUUCUUCAAUGUCAUCAAAGAGCGCGAGCUCGAUCUGCGCGGUAAUAAGAUCGCGGUCAUCGAGAACCUUGGUGCUACGGAGGACCAGUUUGACACCAUUGAUUUAUCUGACAAUGAGAUUGUGAAGCUUGAAAAUUUUCCCUACUUAAAUCGUCUUGGUACUCUGUUGAUCAACAAUAACCGCAUCACUCGUAUCAAUCUGAAUCUUGGAGAAUUCUUACCAAAACUGCACACACUGGUUCUCACUAAUAAUCGGUUGGUAAACCUGGUGGAGAUUGAUCCUCUAGUAUCUCUUCCAAAGCUGCAAUUUCUUAGCUUACUGGAUAAUAAUAUUACAAAGAAGCCAAAUUACCGACUGUAUGUGAUUCACAGACUCAAAAAGUUGCGUUUGCUUGAUUUCAGGAAAGUGAAACAGAAGGAGAGGACUGAAGCAGAAAGGCUGUUUGCAUCAAAAGAAGCUGAAGAGGAAGCAAAGAAAGUAGUAAUUCCAAAGACAUUCACGCCGGUUGAGGUUCCAACUGAACCAAAUGUUUCACAAUUAGAGCAGCCUCCUAAAGUCACCCCCACUCUGGAGCAAAUUACUGCUAUUAAGGCUGCGAUCAUCAAUUCUCAAACUCUUGAAGAAGUUGCUAGGCUUGAAAAGGCACUAAAGUUAGGUCAAAUUCCUGAAGAAUUUAUGAAUUUGGGAAAGGAGACAAAUGCGUCGGAAGAUAUGGUAGUUGAUACAGUGAAAGUAGAUGACCAGAAUGAAGGAAACGAAGUUCAAGAUAAUGACCAGAACGAAGAUGUUCAGCCAAUCGAACAGGACUAGCAGCUGAUACUACAACUGUGAAAGGGGUCUAUUGCUAAUCCUUUAGUGUUAUCGUCCAACUGUUUGAAGCUACAAAUGGGCAACUGAGUGUAAAAGCAAUUGCUGAGCUAAUUCCUAUUCAUGCGUUACCAAGCAACAAAGUGUUUGAAGCCUGCUUCAUGCAUUUCUAUUCUACUUCAUCAGGAAGAGAAAAAAAACACCCUUUUGUUAACAAAGUUAGUUUCUGUAAAAGAUAUAAUUCUGUAUUAAUCCAUCCAAUGAAUGUCAAAACUGUGUUUGUUCUGUUGAGGAAAAUUAACCUGCCAGCCUCGGAUGAUUUAUCUA
Zingiber officinale is the source of this 1320-nucleotide messenger RNA. Its product is annotated as U2 small nuclear ribonucleoprotein A'-like. The record is from RefSeq and is a predicted model, not a curated record. Gene Ontology annotation, biological process: mRNA splicing, via spliceosome. NCBI's taxonomy places the organism in Eukaryota, Viridiplantae, Streptophyta, Magnoliopsida, Zingiberales, Zingiberaceae. The transcript has 8 exons. The coding region runs from base 145 to 996 and encodes 283 amino acids. Gene Ontology annotation, molecular function: protein binding; U2 snRNA binding.